Setaria italica (foxtail millet) is the source of this 2638-nucleotide messenger RNA. RefSeq names its product phosphatidylinositol/phosphatidylcholine transfer protein SFH6. The record is from RefSeq and is a predicted model, not a curated record. The transcript is spliced from 15 exons. The coding region runs from base 369 to 2195 and encodes 608 amino acids. Lineage: Eukaryota; Viridiplantae; Streptophyta; Magnoliopsida; Poales; Poaceae.
ACCCAUCUCUCCGCAACAAAAGCAACAUCGUCUCGAUCGUCUACGGCUGUACGCGUAUGCAUGUACAUACAGGGUUUUGUACUGUGAUCUGCGGAUAAAAAUACGGUUAUAUAGGAGCCGAGAGCCAGUGCCCACCUCCCCCUUCCAGUUACCAGCCGCAGAAGGAGCAAACUGAGAGGAGACAGAGAGGCACAGGAGAGAGGUGGGGGAGCAGGGGAGGAAAGAGAGAGCUCCAAUCUCUCGCCUGCCCUAGCUGCCGAGAUUCUUGAUUGAUUCCAAAACAAAAAAAUCGGGUGGAGAUUGAAGAGUGGCCAUUGGAGCGCGACGUCUGAGCUGAGCUAUUGUGGAACGCAAAUUUGUCGACGAAGAUGUCAGUGAGCCAUGCGGAGGACAUCGAGAUAUCGCUGUGCGACGGCAACUCGGAGGACGAGCGGCGGCGCCGCAAGAUCGGCUCGCUGCGGCGCAAGGCCAUCCACGCGCUCAAGAAGCGCGGGAGGCGGCGCGUCGACUUCCGCUUCCCGCCGGCGGCCAUCUCCAUCGAGGACGUCCGCGACGCCGAGGAGGAGCGCGCCGUCGCCGCCUUCCGCGACCGCCUCAACGCGCACGGGCUCCUCCCCGACAAACACGACGACUACCACAUGAUGCUCAGGUUCUUGAAAGCCAGGAAGUUCGACGCAGAGAAGGCUAUGCAGAUGUGGGCAGACAUGCUGAAAUGGAGGAAGGAAUUCGGAGCGGACACGAUCCUUGAGGAUUUCGAGUUCGAAGAACUGGAUGACGUGCUGCGCUACUACCCUCAGGGCUACCACGGUGUCGACCGUGAGGGCCGGCCGGUGUACAUCGAGAGGCUCGGGAAGGUGGAUCCGAACAAGCUUAUGAACAUUACCUCGACGGAUCGCUACAUCAAGUAUCAUGUCCAGGAGUUUGAGAGGGCCUUCAGGGAGAGAUUCCCAGCCUGCACAUUGGCCGCUAAGAGGCACAUUGACUCUACCACCACCAUCUUGGACGUCCAGGGUGUGGGCCUUAAGAAUUUCUCCAAGACUGCUAGGGAACUUAUUAACCGAAUGCAGAAGAUUGACAGUGACUAUUAUCCUGAGACAUUACAUCAAAUGUUCGUCGUGAAUGCGGGCAGUGGAUUCAAGUGGAUCUGGAACAGCGUGAAGGGCUUCCUUGACCCAAAAACUUCAUCCAAGAUACAUGUUCUUGGUUCGAACUACCAGAGUAGGCUUCUUGAAGUAAUAGAUUCGAGUGAGUUGCCGGAGUUCCUUGGUGGUUCAUGCACAUGCAGCGAUAAGGGUGGUUGUCUUGGAUCAAACAAAGGGCCUUGGAAUGAUCCUUACAUAUUGAAGCUGAUACACAACUUGGAAGCUGGAUGUGUGCGGGAAAUCAAACCUGUUUCUGAGGGGGAGGAAAGAAGCUGCUCUUCUUUUCGAUUGGAACAGUUGAAAUGGCAGGGCAUGUUAAGUGAUACAUCAAAUGCUGAAUCAGGAUCUGACAUUGAUGAUUUUGGCCCAUCAUUCUUUCAAAAAGUUUCUGACUAUGGUUGCCUGACUCCAGUUCGUGAGGAAGUAAAGGGCACAGAUUGUGCAACAUACUUCAGCUGUGACGAUCAGGGUCACCCGGAUAUGGCUCCUGAAUCUUACCGCGGAGUGCGAAGAACUCAUGAAAUGGUGCAGAAACCAAUGGCUAAUUUUGGGCCAUCUUCCACCAACACUAGGCCUCAUGAUCUCGGGAACAAUGCUCUUAAUGUGGAUGGUACAAUUGCUCCAAGGGGAUGGGAAAACAUGAUCAAACUUGUAGUCACAGCCUUGAUCAAGCUCUUUUCCUUCAUCCGGCUUUUCAUCUCUAGAGCUGAGAGGAGGCUUGAGAUCGUCCAUCGUUCUGCUCCUCCAGUAAUCCAAGCAGCUGAGAAGCCACGGCCUCGGACCGUCAGUGAUGAAGAGAUGUGCGCCUGCUUACAGCGUCUUGACAAUCUCGAGUCCUUGUGCAAUCAUCUUGCCACGAAACCACCACAGAUCCCAGAAGAUAAGGAACUCGUACUGUUGAGCUCAUUCGAGCGGAUCAAAUCUGUUGAGGCUGACCUGGAGAGGACCAAAAGAGUGUUGAAUGCCACGGUGGCGAAGCAGAAGUCACUGGUGGAGGCUCUGGAAUCUGUACAGGAGUCGUCUAGAGUUAGGAAGAGGAUGUUCUGUUCAUAGGAUAUGGAGGAGCACCAGAUCCGGACCAUGCCGUCGACAUUAACCAACCGUGAAGCUGACGCGUGAAGCCGCCAAUGCCAUUUUUGACCUCGUUGACUUCAGCCUCAUCCAAGAAAAAGAAACAAAGAAACCUCGGAAUUCGAAAGAGAAGAUCGCAACCCCUGUUUGCUUCCUUUCAUUCCCCAUUUUGUUCCCCUUCUGCGCCGUGCCAAGCCCUAUGUUUUGUUUUGCUUGGCCAAGUCGUCCCACGGCCUCGCAUCCAGGGCCGAGAGCUGAGGUGAAGGUGAAUUGCUUACGAAUUGCUGAAGCUGAAGUUGUACUGACCCUGCGGCUGGAGCUGUAACAAAGACAUUCUCCAGAUUGAUGUUAAUGCCCGUGCACAUUCCGCCUCUGAUUCUGAUGAUUGGCUAAUACAGAUUAUGACAUGGUCCGUUGAAUUCUCA